AUGUCCGCCAACUGCACUUACAACGGCUGCUCCCAGGUCGGAAGCCACAGACAUGAAGAGCACCUCCCUGAGCCUGUCAUUCUCGAUACCAUCUUGGACCACAUCGGAAACACCCCCUUGGUCCGCAUCAACAAGAUCGCAAAGUCGGAGGGUCUCCAGUGCGAGCUUUUGGCCAAGUGCGAGUACUUCAAUGCUGGCGGUUCCGUCAAGGAUCGCAUUGGAAAGCGCAUGAUUGAGGAGGCCGAAAAGGACGGCCGCUUGAAGCCUGGAUGCACCAUCAUCGAGCCCACCUCCGGAAACACUGGUAUCGGUCUUGCUUUGGCUGCCGCUGUCAAGGGUUACCGCACCAUCAUCACUCUUCCCGAGAAGAUGUCCCAGGAGAAGGUCGAUGUUUUGAAGGCUUUGGGCGCUGAGAUCGUUCGUACCCCCACUGAGGCUGCCUGGGAUGCCCCCGAGUCGCACAUUGGAGUUGCCAAGCGCUUGAACGCCGAGAUUGCCGACUCUGUCAUCUUGGACCAGUACGCCAACCCCUACAACCCCGUCACCCACUACGAUCACACUGCUGAAGAGAUCUACAGAUCCUGCAACGGUCAGAUUGAUAUGUUCGUUGCUGGUGCUGGAACUGGUGGUACCAUCACUGGAAUUGCCAGAAAGCUCAAGGCUCUCUGCCCCAACAUCAUUAUUGUUGGUGUUGACCCCCAUGGAUCGAUCUUGGCUCAACCCGAGUCGCUCAACGCCUCAACUGAGGGUUACAAGGUCGAGGGUAUCGGUUACGACUUCAUCCCCGAGGCUUUGGAGCGCAACUUGAUUGACAAGUGGAUCAAGAGCGAGGACAAGGCUUCGUUCAUCAUGGCCCGCCGUAUGAUCCGCGAGGAGGGUAUUCUUUGCGGAGGUUCGUCCGGAACUGCUAUGGCUGCUGCUGUCGAGGCUGCCAAGGAGUUGGGGCCCGGCAAGCGCUGCGUUGUCCUCUUGCCCGACUCUGUCCGUAACUACAUGACCAAGUUCUUGAACGACGGAUGGAUGCAGGAGAACGGCUUCACCGACCAGACCAUGGUCAUCGAACAAGAGACCAAGCACCUCCAGUGGGGCGGAGCCACCGUUGGAAGCCUCCACCUCAAGGCCGCCGUCACCGUUACCAACACCUCGCGCUGCCGUGAGGCCAUCCUCUUGAUGGAGCGCAACGGAUUCGAUCAGCUCCCCGUUGUCUCGUCCAGGAACGGUCGCUUGGUUGGUUUGGUCACUCUCGGAAACUUGCUCUCCAGGAUCGCAGCUGGUCGCGUCCAGGUCGAUGGCCAGGUCAAGGAUGUCAUGUUCAAGUUCCAGAAGGUUGGCACCCACUUUACCGAGAUCACCGACGAGAGCCUCUUGGAGGACUUGACUGGUUUCUUUGAGAAGAACUCGGCCGGUGUUGUCACCGAGCGGGGGGGUUCCAAGGUCAAGGCCGUCAUCACCAAGGUCGACCUUGUGUCCUUCUUGGUCAAGAAGACCGCUGCUUAA
This is a messenger RNA of Linnemannia hyalina, 1497 nucleotides long. The record is from the annotation of a GenBank genome assembly. Lineage: Eukaryota; Fungi; Mortierellomycota; Mortierellomycetes; Mortierellales; Mortierellaceae.